Molecule: messenger RNA, 6156 nt
Organism: Medicago truncatula (barrel medic)
Lineage: Eukaryota; Viridiplantae; Streptophyta; Magnoliopsida; Fabales; Fabaceae
Product: disease resistance protein RPV1
Exons: 9
Coding region: 420-3641 (1073 amino acids)
Biological process (GO): defense response; signal transduction
Molecular function (GO): ADP binding
Source: RefSeq, a predicted model, not a curated record
AUAAGUUCAGUUCAACCAUAGUCUUCUUUCAUAUUCAUUUAAACAAAAAGAUUAGCUUUUUAUCAAAUGAUUUAACUUCAGUUGACACAUUUAAAUAAAAGGUGAAACCAUAAAUUAAUAGGGCAAAGUAAAUAAAGAGAGUAAGGGAUGUGAGAAGGAAGUUUCCCACACACUGAAUAAGCAAUUAGCAAGAAGUUGAACAGUAAUGACAUGGAAGAAAUUAGCAAGAAGAAGAGGUGGUAGUACAAUGAUUGGUCCACACGGCUAUAGGAAGUGGCCAAGAAGUUUCACAGACCAUUUUUGUCAUAAGUGUUCUCCCUUUUAAAUAGUUUCAUAUUAAAGACUCCACAUCACAGACCACAAAAACUUACUCAUUCAUAUUCUCAAACUCUUUUUUCAUCUAAUUUCUCUCAAUUCUCAUGGCUAUGCAAUCACCUCCCUCUUCCUCUUCAUUUUCAUAUGCAUUCACUUACCAAGUGUUCCUUAGUUUUAGGGGCACUGACACUCGCCACGGUUUUACCGGCAAUCUCUACAAGGCUCUUACUGACAAGGGAAUCAAAACCUUCAUUGAUGACAAUGAUCUUCAAAGAGGAGAUGAAAUCACACCAUCACUCCUCAAGGCCAUCGAAGAAUCUAGGAUUUUUAUUCCUGUGUUUUCUAUCAACUACGCCACUUCAAAAUUUUGCUUGGACGAACUUGUUCACAUUAUUCAUUGCUACAAGACAGAAGGUCGCCUCGUUUUGCCUGUUUUCUUUGGUGUGGAUCCUACUAAUGUGCGACAUCAUACAGGUCGUUAUGGUGAAGCAUUGGCUGGACAUGAAAAGAGGUUUCAAAAUGAUAAGAAUAACAUGGAGCGAUUGCAUCAAUGGAAGUUGGCUCUGACCCAAGCUGCUAACUUGUCCGGCUACCAUUCUAGUCAUGGAUAUGAAUACAAGUUUAUUGGCGAUAUAGUCAAAUACAUCUCCAACAAGAUCAGUCGUCAGCCCUUACAUGUUGCCAAUUACCCUGUUGGAUUACAGUCUCGAGUACAACAUGUGAAAUCGCUUCUUGAUGAAGGAUCUGAUGAUGGAGUCCACAUGGUAGGACUUUAUGGUACUGGAGGCUUGGGUAAAUCAACACUUGGAAAAGCAAUUUAUAAUUUUAUUUCUGAUCAAUUUGAAUGCUCAUGUUUUCUUGAAAAUGUGAGAGAGAAUUCAGCUUCAAAUAAAUUGAAACAUCUCCAGGAGGAACUCCUUUUAAAAACACUUCAACAGAAAACUAAGUUAGGAAGUGUUAGUGAGGGAAUUCCUUAUAUAAAGGAAAGGCUGCAUACAAAGAAGACUCUUUUGAUUCUCGAUGAUGUUGACGAUAUGAAGCAACUACAUGCUUUGGCAGGAGGACCUGAUUGGUUCGGCCGUGGAAGCAGGGUCAUCAUUACCACUCGAGACAAACACUUACUAAGAAGUCAUGGGAUAAAAAGUACGCAUGAAGUGAAAGGGCUGUAUGGAACAGAAGCUCUUGAGUUGUUGAGAUGGAUGGCUUUUAAGAAUAACAAAGUACCUUCAAGUUAUGAAGACGUUUUAAAUCGUGCAGUUUCAUAUGCUUCGGGCCUUCCCUUAGUUUUAGAAAUAGUGGGUUCCAACUUGUUUGGAAAGACGAUAGAAGAAUGGAAGGGUACAUUAGAUGGAUAUGAAAAGAUUCCCAAUAAAAAGAUCCACGAGAUACUUAAAGUAAGUUAUGAUGCUUUGGAGGAAGAGCAGCAAAGUGUUUUUCUAGACAUUGCCUGUUGCUUCAAAGGAUGUGGAUGGAAGGAGUUUGAAGAUAUACUACGUGCUCAUUAUGGCCAUUGCAUAAAACAUCAUCUAGGAGUGUUGGCUGAAAAAUCUCUCGUUAAGAUUAGUAGUACUUCUUAUUCGGGAUCUAUUAAUCAUGUGACAUUACAUGACUUUAUAGAGGACAUGGGUAAAGAAGUCGUACGACAAGAAUCGCCUAAAGAGCCAGGAGAAAGAAGUAGGUUAUGGUGUCAAGAUGAUAUAGUUAAUGUUUUAAAAGAAAACACUGGAACUAGAAAAAUUGAAAUGAUAUAUAUGAAUUUCCCCUCUGAGGAAUUCGUAAUAGACAAGAAAGGAAAGGCCUUCAAGAAGAUGACAAGACUGAAAACGCUUAUCAUUGAAAAUGUCCAUUUUUCUAAAGGUCUCAAGUAUCUUCCAAGCAGUUUGAGAGUAUUGAAAUUACGUGGAUGUUUAUCAGAGUCUCUAUUAUCAUGUAGUUUAAGCAAGAAGUUCCAGAACAUGAAAAUCUUGACAUUGGACAGGUGUGAAUAUUUAACCCAUAUACCUGAUGUCUCAGGUCUUCAAAAUUUAGAAAAGUUCUCCUUUGAAUAUUGUGAGAAUUUAAUUACAAUUCACAAUUCAAUUGGACACCUCAAUAAACUUGAAAGGUUAAGUGCAAAUGGUUGCAGCAAACUCGAACGUUUUCCACCUUUAGGGCUUGCAUCCCUUAAUGAAUUGAAUAUCUCUUAUUGUGAGAGUCUCAAGAGUUUUCCAAAAUUAUUAUGCAAGAUGACAAAUAUGAAAACGAUUUGGUUGCAGAAAACUUCCAUAAGAGAAUUGCCAUCUUCAUUUCAAAAUCUCAAUGAACUUUUUCAGUUAACGCUAUGGGAAUGUGGAAUGCUGAGGUUCCCAAAACAGAAUGAUCAAAUGUAUUCUAUAGUGUUUUCAAAAGUGACAAAUCUUGUUCUCAAUAAUUGCAAGCUCUCAGAUGAAUGUCUCCCAAUAUUUCUCAAGUGGUGUGUUAAUGUGAAAUUGCUAGACUUAUCAAGGAACAAUUUCAAACUUAUUCCUGAGUGCCUUAGUGAAUGUCACCUUCUUAAUAACCUUAUAUUGGAUAACUGCAAGUCUCUGGAGGAAAUUAGAGGGAUUGCACCAAAUCUUGAAAGGCUUUCUGCAAUGGGAUGCAAAUCAUUGAGUUCCUCAAGUAGAAGAAUGCUAUUGAGUCAGAAGCUAAAUGAGGCUGGAUGCAUUAUUUCUUUCCCAAACUUCAGUGAUGGGAUUCCAGAUUGGUUCGAGCACCAAAGCAGGGGAGACACAAUUUCUUUCUGGUUUCGUAAAAAGAUCCCUUCUAAUAUUUCUGUUAUUCUUUUUCCGGGAUGUAUGUCUACUCCACAACUUUGUUUGUUUGUCAAUGGCUAUAAAUGUUUUCCUUGUAAUUAUUUACUCUGGGGUUUUGUUUUAUUUGAGAUUUUGGAGUCAGAACAUUCAUUUUUGUUUAAUCUGAAAUUGGAAGAAGAGAUUACACAUUUGUGUCGCCUGUCUGAAAUGGACGAAGCAAUUUUAAGAAAUGAAUGGAUCCAUGUGGAGCUUAAUUUUGUAAAGAAUGUUUGGAAUAAAUCGAUCCAUGUGACUGAAAAAUUAAGCAGUGCGCAAAUAGGAAUCCACGUGAGGAUGGAGAAAAGCAACGCAGAGGAGAAUGUGAUAUUCACCGAUCCUCAUAGAGGAUGUAGAAAUACUUCAUUAUCACAAUUUGAGCCUCCUCUGAAAAAGCAAAGAUUGGUGGAAGUGGUAGUUUCAGAGACAGAAAUUUGGCAGCAGCAAUAUCUAGCUUUAGUGUCAGGCAUGCAAAACUUGGUGCUUACUGAAACAAAAGAGGAACACCAUUGCUAGAUAGAUUCCUUCGUCCAGGAAACCAUCUGUAGUCGUCUGGCUUUUUGCGUUGUCACACGAGAUGUGUAGUGAUGGCUCACCGCUCACACAGAAUCUGUGGCUUGUUCGAAAAGGCAUUGGAUAAAGAUAUGCUUUACAGCUCAGUUGUACUGUUUCGUUGCUACAUUAGGCAUGAAUUGUACAUUGCAUAUGAUCCUUCUGCGUCUUGACGUAUCUUCAUUCAUGCUAUCCAUGCCUGGUGUGUAUUUGUGUUUUAGGUUACUUCUCUAAUGCUAAAAACUUGUUCUCUCUCCCCAAAAAUGUGGUAAAAAAAAACUAUUUAUUAGUUGUUCUGAUUUCUGACGUAGAUAUUUGGUAGAACUAGAAAGGACCGUACAGAUUAAGCUGUUUUAAUGCAUUAGUUAUUAAGCUGUUUGAUUUUUGUAGUCUAAAAUUCUAAAUGUUACCAUCCAUUCUGAUUCUGCCGUCAACUUAACCAUUCCUGGUUUCCCUUUUCUUUUCUAUAUGGUUAGCAAUAUAAACUUCAAUGACUAUAUCUGUAAGAAUGAAUGUCACAUUCUCAACAAUAUCACAGCGAAUAAAAUCUCUUAUGUAUUUUUGUUUCUUAUUAUUUUUUUCAAUAUUUGACAGAGAUUUAAUGAAUGUAGUUCACCCCAAUAUCAUAGCGAACAACUCUAUCCAUCUUCUAUAAAGGGUUGUAGCGAGCGCACUCAAUCAUAUACUAGAUGAAAGGACAUAUGUUAGUACAAUGUUCUUGCAUCGGGAUCACAGACCUGACAACACAAACGGCCAGAGAUUAUCUAGAGCCAAUAAAAAGAUACAAACAGACCAAUAUAUCUUGGAGUAUAAACACUAGCAAGAUGCAAAAUGUUCUUACAUCGGCAUCACACACCUGAAAACGCAUACGAGUCUUCUAGUAUUUUCUUAUCAACUUAUCAUGCACUUGCAUAUUAUAUUUAUGAGAAUAUAAAAUAGUUAAAGGAUGAGGAUUCAAAUUCUAAUGUUGGAGAAGAUAUAACUUUUAAUAUAUUAAACAUUAUGCAAAUAAUAAAAAAGUGUGAUUGUAUUGCCUUUACUGAAUCAAAAAUAUGUUUGGAAGAUAAGCAUAGUAUGGAUUCACAUUGCUUUCUUAAACAUUAUUGACAUGUUUUGAUGUUAUGCUUAGCUUUAUAAUAAUGUUCUAACAAUUGAUACACAAGAUUUAUGCCUAAUGUGAUUUACUGUUGAACAUCGUUGCUUCAAUAAAUCGUAACUAACUAAAUUGUUUCGUCAAAUUAAAAUGUGUUUGGAACAGUGGAUUUUUGGAAGACAAGAAGAAACCAAUAAUCUUCUCAAUGGCAAGGCUUGACAAAGUGAAAAACAUUAGUGGCCUAGUCGAGUGGUUCGCGAAGAACAAGAGACUAAGAAGUUUGGUAAAUCUUGUGAUCGUUGGAGGAUUCUUCGAUCCUUCAAAAUCCAAAGAUAGCAAAGAAACAGAAGAAAUCAAGAAAAUGCAUUACUUAAUUGAUGAACGAAUACAAACUGCAAGGUCAGUUCAGAUGGAUUGCGGCUCAAACUGAUCGAUAUCGCAAUGGAGAGCUUUACCGAUGUAUCGCGGAUACAAAAGGAGCUUUUGUUCAACCAGCAUUGUAUGAAGCUUUUGGUCUAACAGUCAUUGAAGCAAUGAACUGUGGAUUACCAACUUUUGCAACAAAUCAAGGUGGUCCAGCUGAAAUCAUAGUUGAAGGUGUAUCAGGUUUUCAUAUUGAUCCUCAUAAUGGAGAUGAAUCAAUCAACAAAAUUUCUGAAUUUUUUGAGAAGUGCAAGACUAAUCCUUAACAUUGGAACAUAGUCUCUAAAUCUGGUCUUCAAAGAAUCAAUGAAUGCUAUACAUGGAAGAUAUAUGCAAACAAAGUGUUGAAUAUGGGAUCAAUUUAUGGGUUUUGGAGAAAGUUGAACAAAGAACAAAAGUUGGCAAAGGAAAGAUAUAUCCAAAUGUUUUAUAAACUUCAAUUUAGGAACUUGGCAAGAAAGGUACCAAAUCAUCCCAAGAACCUCAACCAAUGUCAACAACUCCUACCAAAAAAUCAGAAGCAAAAGCAGAAGCUACAUCCAAGGGGCAUGAUGCAGCACAAGCAAAAGCUGAAGUUCCUCAAACCCAUUUGGCAACAUUACCACCCAAAAUUGAAUCUCAGCCAACAUCAAGAGGUGAAUCUUCAAGUAAGGAACUAGCUACUAAACAAAGUGGUUAUUUUAUUCUGGAUUACGUUGGUUGCUUCCAGGAAUUGCUUUCAUGUUCAUCAUUCAUUAUCUCUCUGUAUUUGGAACAUUUAUUCACAAAGGAGCAAUAAUCUCUAAGAUGAAAUCACAAUCAUAUGUGGAUGUAAUUUUAGUUUUUACUUAUUUGUAUCUUUACCUUCUUAUUUCAACUUUAUUGUAAAUUAUUUCGGUGUACAUAAGAAGUGUCAUUUCAACCAUUUGGAAUUAAUUAGUAGCAUUUGAAAUCAAUAUAUUAUUACCCCCUUCACCUCUAUUA